AUGGCGUCCGCGGCACGUGACGUCGCGCUCGCCGCGUCGCCCGCCGCGGCCUUUGUGCUGCUCGAAGAGCGCGACCCCAAAGCCUCGCGCCGCAGCGCAGAGCUCGUGCUCCAGCCGCCGCCCGCAAGCGACCGGAGCACCGCCCGCUGUCCGCGUCCGGCCCAAUCGUCGCCGUCGCUCCGGCGGCUGUACCACGUCCGAACGCCGUCGGGCCACAGCGAAGACGACGACGCGCGCGCGGACAGCGACGCGCUGGACGCUGUCGCCCGCCCGCGCGACCGCAUCGACUCGAUCAGUGACCUCUUUCCCGUGACAGGCGCGCGCGUGUUUACGAAUCCCGCGAACAUUGUGCCCACGCGCGAGGCGUCGAUCCUCAUUGACACGGACGUGCAGCAGCACAUGGCGGCGGCGGCGGCGCGGGACGCGGCACGGCGGCUGUGUCUGCCGAACGCGCCGAUGCAGUCACUGCCGCAGCAGACGGCGACGACGACGGUGGCGGCUGUCCUGGGCAGACGCCGAGAGAGCGGCGCGGGGGGCGGCGACGCGCUGCAUGGAACCGAGCGGAGCCUCCCUGCGAUGGAGCCAGCGGCCCGUCGCGCGCGGUGCAUGUGGCGCCUGAAGACGUGCGUCACGUGUCAGUGUCGACAGCUGCCGCGCUGGCACCCGCAGCAGACGCUGGUGCUGCUCUGGAAACGCAUGGUCUCGAAUUGGGACUCGCUCGUGCUGAAGCUCGUCUUGUUGCUGGCGGUGCUCAGUGUUUUGGUCGCCGUGGGCGCUGCCGAGUUGUUGUCACGCGCGGCGCCGGAGAAGGUUCACAUGGUCACGCGGUGUACAGUUCCAGGAAGCAUGCACAGCUACUCGGCCUCGACGGCGUAUGUGGCUGGCGUGCUGAUCCCAGCGAUGAACAACAUUGUGUUUUUCGUCGUGUCCCUGUGGCUCGGUGUGCUCUGCAGUCGCAGUCGCAAACGUGUCCUACGCAGUGCACCGUGCAGCAUCAGCUCCAACUUGAAGUCGGCGUUCAUGCUGCCGUGCUACGAAGCGAUUUGGUACACUAUUGCUGUGCUGUCAGCGAUCGGCUUGAUACUGUAUACCAGUAGCUUCCAGGCUUACCACAGUGAAAGUGGCAAGACGUACAGUGCAUUGGCGCUAGAAGAGGAUCCGAAGUACCCGUGUAAUAUCGUUACCAUGCCGACUGUCUGGGUGCUGCAGUUGCUGCCGAUGCUCAUGAUCCAGCGCAGCGUUUCGCAAGAAGCAGUGCUACGCGCGAUUGCGUACUCUGGAGCAGUGGUGGUCGUCCUUACCGUGUGCAGCAUGACACUGUAUAAGGUCGGCGACGACAUCGUGGACGCGACCGAGAUGACCAUCUAUAUUCUGCUGCUCUUGUUUUACUUCUGGGCCAAGUUUGUAUUCCACGCCCGGGCCAGUUUCGACUUCUUUUUCGUUGCUGCCGUGGUGACAUCGCUGGCCAACAUCACUUGUUCGAUGAUGGGGCUCGCUCAUGUGGAUGAAGCGUUGAUAUUGCCGAUCGCUCACUGCAUUGUUACUGGAAUGGACGCUCUGAUUGUCGUCGCUGUCUUGCUAUCUCUGCGAGCCGAUACUCGCUACUGGUUGGCCAUCGACGACAAUGGAUCGGGCAAGACCGGGUCAAAGAGUGCAAUACGUCGCUACGUGAAUCUGCUAUCAGAGCGCGGUAUGAUCACCAACUUUUCCACUCGUACGUCAGUGUACGAUGUUCAUCACAUGAUUGAGGAGCACCGGCACAACGUCGUGGACUUCUCAGCUUUAGCACUGGACUGUAUUAUCGCGCAGGGUGCUACUUCUGUAGUGAUGCGCGGGACACUGCGGAGAAGUACUCCCGUACCUAUUGCACUGAAGAUUUACACUGACGUGCAAGUGACGAACGAAGAAGUACAGCGAUUUUCGCGAGAAACGGCAUUGAACGUACAGCUGUCCCACCCGAACGUCGUUCGCUUUUACGGUUUGUGUGUGGUGCCGCCGUCGAUCUCCCUUAUCUUCGAGUUUUGCGAGUACGGUGCAUUGGACGCCAUCUUGCGGGAACAGCCCAAGAUCUGGACACUUGCUGCCAAGCUUAAAGCAUGGCUAGACGCAUGUCGUGCGGUCGCUUACUUGCACAGUUUCUCGCCUCCGCUCCUUCACCGAGACAUCAAAACGGACAACUUCCUCGUGGGUCAGGAUUUCAUCAUCAAGCUCGCGGAUUUUGGCGAAGCCAAUUUGCUGCGGCCCCGGUCUGAUGGAACGAUGACGAUUGCUGGCACGGUCGACUACAUGGCUCCGGAGAUGAUCAAAGGUGGCAAGACAGCGCGUUACGGCACGGCGGUGGACGUAUACAGCCUGAUGAUCACGCUUUGGCAGAUUAUGGUGCCUGAACGAAGUCCGUGGGAAGCCAAAUCUCACCUUGAAGUGUACCGCCUUGUGGCUUGUGGGGACAGGCCAGCACUGUUUCCAACCAUACCGAAAGCCUGCGCUGAAAUCCUCGAAGCUGGCUGGGCAGCCAAUCCGAAUGAUCGCGUUGCUGUGGAGGACAUCAUACCCUCGGUCCACCGUCUUUGGCUGCUCGCACUGCACCAAAAGCCAUUGAAACGCACAAAGCAUUGA
Molecule: messenger RNA, 2616 nt
Organism: Hyaloperonospora brassicae
Lineage: Eukaryota; Oomycota; Peronosporomycetes; Peronosporales; Peronosporaceae
Source: the annotation of a GenBank genome assembly